AUGGGGAGUUUCUGGGUGCUUGUCGCCCGUCUCCUUGGGGUCACGACUCUAUCAGCCUAUGAGGGACUGGACCGCUCUCAAUCACCUUUGCAGCUCACAGAUUCACAUUCGCACGUUGAGACCAGCUUGGUAUCUACCGCAGCCAAAGAUCCUCUCCACUUCAGACCACCAGGCCACCGACAAGACAAAGGUGAUGGUUUCGACUUCAAAUGCGACUACCGCAAAAUGGUUGGAUGGGAAAAAUGCUCGACUCCUGAAGAUCGCUCAUGCUGGCUCGUCAACAAGAAGACAGGAGAAAGAUUCGACAUCAACACCGACUAUGAGAAUUAUUAUCCAACCGGUACAACACGCGAGUACUUCAUCACUGUCGACAAGUCGAACAUCACCGCCGACGGCUACACAUUUUAUGGAGCGACAGUUUUCAAUGAAACGUACCCAGGGCCUUGGAUCCAAGCAUGCUGGGGCGAUACUGUCAAGGUCCAUGUCCGUAAUCUCAAUCCGGACCGCGGUACCAGCAUUCAUUGGCACGGCAUUAGGCAGCUCAACACCAUGCACAUGGACGGUGUGAAUGGAAUCACCCAGUGCCCCAUCGCACCAGGGAGCACUUUCACCUAUGAGUGGAAGGUGAUGCAAUAUGGCUCCUCAUGGUAUCACUCCCAUUACAGUGAACAGUAUGGUGACGGGGCAGUCGGACCAAUUACUCUUCAUGGCCCGAGCAGCGCCCCCUAUGAUGAGGCGGCAGACAUCCCGCUCCUGAUGACAGACUGGAGACAUGGCAGUCUAUUUCCAGUUGGAAACAUGCUCGAGGAAAGAUGGAUCCAGAGCAUCUUGCUGAACGGGAUUGGGAACGUGACCAAAUUUGGGGCAAGGAAAGUUCAAAACACGAGUAAGAUUCCGAAGCCUUACACUCUUACGUUCACAGCGGACAAAGUGUAUGAGGAUGAGCCGCCCGAGCUCGAGGUUCCGAACUCACGUCCCAAACGAUACCUGCUGCGACUCAUCAACACCUCGAUUGGAUCCACUUUUAUCUUCUCCAUCGACAACCACCUGCUUUCCAUUGUCAGUGCUGACUUCGUUCCCAUUUACCCCUACCUCAACUCGUCGAUCCUGGUUGGAAUCGGCCAACGAUACAAUGUUAUUGUCGAAGCAAAUCCAAGGAACAACACCAAACAGCCCCUUGACAGCAACGAAAACUACUGGAUCAGAACGUGGGUCGCCCCGAACUGCGGUGCUGGUGUGGUCAUCAACAAGGACAGCAAGGAGACAUACAUGCAAACGGGUAUUCUGCGUUACAACAAGAGCAGUACGGAGGAUCCAGAAUCAAAACCAUGGACAGAUAUUUCCAUGGCCUGCUCGGAUGAGACUGCCACCAGCUUGAGGCCCGUGCUGCCCUGGGUUGUUGAGGAUCCGAUCAAUGUCAUGUCAACAGAAAGCAAGAUUCAGCACAUGGCUGUGAUCAGCGGCCCGCCGGCUGAUCCGAUUCCGAGUUUCCCCCAGGCCUCCUAUUCUUUCAGAAACGUAUCAGGGGGUAUCAAUGGCCCCAAUCCACUCCAGAUCAACUUCAGCGACCCAGUGUUCCUCAACCUGGACAACGACGAGCCGUUCAAGAACAAGCUCUGGGAAAUCUACCCCGAAGGACGCCCCAACCAAACCGACUGGGUAUGGCUAGCCAUCACCGUGGACUAUUCUCCUGAUGGAGAUACCAGUGCCCAUCCGAUUCACCUGCACGGACAUGACUUUGCUAUCCUCCAACAGGCCGAAAAAACCACCUACGUCCCUGAGAACAUCCAUCUGAACCUCAUCAACCCGCCUCGUCGUGAUGUGGUGCUGAUGCCUAAGAGCGGCUUCAUCAUCAUUGCCUUCAAGGCUGACAAUCCGGGCGCGUGGCUCCUUCAUUGCCAUAUCGCCAGUCAUGCCUCCCAAGGUCUGGCCCUGCAGAUUCUGGAACGUCAGGCCGAUGCUGCUGCCAGGUGGCCGAAGGCGAGUCCCGCUGCGCAGACUGCCGCCACGCUGUGCAGCAGUUGGGACUCUUGGGUUGCUGCGUCUUACACGUCCACGCCGACGCCUUUGCCUGAUGAUUCCGGAAUUUGA
Podospora pseudopauciseta is the source of this 2091-nucleotide messenger RNA. RefSeq lists its product as uncharacterized. Gene Ontology annotation, molecular function: copper ion binding; oxidoreductase activity. The coding region runs from base 1 to 2091 and encodes 696 amino acids. The record is from RefSeq and is a predicted model, not a curated record. Lineage: Eukaryota; Fungi; Ascomycota; Sordariomycetes; Sordariales; Podosporaceae. The transcript has 2 exons.